This is a messenger RNA of Esox lucius (northern pike), 2116 nucleotides long. It is a transcript of the gene dnajc11a, whose product is annotated as DnaJ (Hsp40) homolog, subfamily C, member 11a. The transcript is spliced from 16 exons. Lineage: Eukaryota; Metazoa; Chordata; Actinopteri; Esociformes; Esocidae. The record is from RefSeq and is a predicted model, not a curated record. Bases 49 to 1725 code for a protein of 558 amino acids. Gene Ontology annotation, biological process: cristae formation.
UACCACGUUGCACCUACUGAACGGAAGUGGGCAUGAAAGGUUGUAAACAUGGCGCCGGCCUUGGAAGACGAUGAGAUUGACAACGAUGAUUACUAUUCUUUGCUUAAUGUUAGAAGAGAGGCAACACAGGAAGAGCUAAAGGUUUCAUACAGGCGACUGUGCAUGCUGUACCACCCAGACAAGCACAGAGACCCUGAAUUGAAGAGGCAGGCAGAACAGCUAUUUAACCUAGUGCAUCAAGCAUAUGAAGUGCUUAGUGAUCCACAGUCACGAGCCAUCUAUGACAUCUAUGGCAAGAGAGGACUUGAUGUUGAAGGAUGGGAAGUGGUGGAAAGGAAAAGAACACCAACAGAGAUCAGGGAAGAGUUUGAGCGUCUGCAAAGAGAGAGGGAGGAGAGACGGCUACAGCAGAGGACCAAUCCCAAGGGGAUGAUCAGUGUGGGUGUUGACGCCACAGACCUCUUCGAUCGCUAUGAGGAGGAUUACGAGGACAUGCCAGGGGGUUUCCCACACGUCGAAAUUAACAAGAUGCAUAUAUCACAGUCAAUAGAGGCCCCCCUCACCACCUCCGACACAGCUGUUCUCUCUGGCUCCCUAUCAACCCACAACGGAAACGGAGGAGGAAACAUUAACCUGGCACUGCGGAGAGUCACAUCUGCUAAGGGCUGGGGGGAGGUGGAGUUUGGGGCUGGAGACACACACGGUCCCCUCUUAGGAAUGAAGAUAUUCCGCAACCUGACAGCUCGCUGCUUUGUGACCGCUCAGUGUGGACUCCAGUUCUCGUCCCGGGGCGUCCGGCCGGGUUGCACCACUGUGCUUGCUCGUCACCUGGACCAGAACACCAUGGGCUACCUACAGUGGCGCUGGGGCAUCCAGUCCUCCAUGAACACCAGCAUUGUCAGGGACACCAAGACCAGCCACUUCACCUUUGCGAUGCAGCUUGGGAUCCCUCACUCCUUCAUGAUGAUGAGCUACCAGUACAAGUUCCAGGACGACGACCAAACCAAGGUCAAGGGUUCGAUCAAAUCGGGAUUUUUUGGGACAGUGGUGGAGUACGGUGCGGAGAGGAAGAUCAGUCGGCACAGUGUCCUGGGGGCAACCGUCAGUGUAGGAGUACCUCAGGGCGUCUCCCUCAAGAUAAAGCUGAACCGAGCCAGCCAGACAUACUUCUUCCCCAUCCAUCUUACGGACCAGCUCUUGCCCAGUGCAGUGUUUUACGCCACAGUCGGACCACUUGUCUUCUACCUCGCUAUCCAAAGACUCAUCAUCAGGCCCUACGUGCGUGCCCAGAAAGAACAGGACUUGGAGAAGCACCGGGAAAGUUCAGCUUCAGACACAGCUAGGAAGAGACAGGAGGCAGAGUCUGCUGUUCUGCUUAUGCAGGAGUCUGUGCGCAGGAUCAUUGAAACUGAGGAAUCUAGAAUGGGUCUCAUCAUCCUUAAUGCCUGGUAUGGCAAGUUUGUAACGGACAGCAGUCGGAGGAAUGAGAGGGCAAAGGUCAUCGACGUGACUGUUCCGUUGCAGUGCCUGGUGAAGGACUCUAAGCUCAUUCUCACAGAAGCCACAAAGUCGGGACUUCCUGGGUUCUAUGACCCCUGUGUGGGGGAAGAGAAGAGCCUUAAGGUCCUGUAUCAGUUCCGAGGAGUGAUGCAUCAGGUCCUCUCUCCGGACGGGGAGGCACUCAGGAUACCAAAACAAUCUCACAGGAUCGAUGCUGACAACUAGGAGCCUCUUGUCUGGACCGAAUGGGACUGGACACAAUGUCAAACGGAUAGUUUGACGAUGGAUGGACGGACUUGUAUAGACAUGUAUUUACCCCUUGUGCCCUAAAGAAACAUACUGCAUAUCCCCCCUUCAUUCACGUUCAUUUAGUUAGGCGAGGGUGUCCUUUUGAAUGAAAUUCAGUCUAAAUUCACACACUAAAUUUUGUUUUCCUCAGGCUGUAGUUUAUGAAUCUUUCAAGUAUGGCUAUGAAUUUGUACUGUACUGUAUUGUACUGUACUAACACUGCAGUGCCUAUGUGACCCACUUGAAGGUAUGAAUCUGUAUAUUUGCCAUAUUAUUAAAAAUCUAUAUUUUCCAAGCUGCAAUAACCCAUUUUGGAAAUUGUUUAAAA